Molecule: messenger RNA, 405 nt
Organism: Neurospora tetrasperma FGSC 2508
Lineage: Eukaryota; Fungi; Ascomycota; Sordariomycetes; Sordariales; Sordariaceae
Exons: 2
Source: RefSeq, a predicted model, not a curated record
UGCCUGCUGACACAACACCAUGACGACGAACCCAAACCCAAGGGGACAACAAAAGCAGCUACAAUAGGUACUUUGGUUUUCAAAGGCUCGAUGUCUCUCAUGAACACCGAUAGUUGGGCAACUCGCGAUGCCUCGAAAGAAGGGAUGACUGCCAUGCACAUGAUCAAAGAAGGAACUGAAGGAAUUAGGGGUUCAAAAGCCGGCCAGAGCGUGAUACAGAGCCCGUCAAUGACACCAGGCUUCAAGAGGCAUGGGCGUUUUCGACAUCUGCCCUUUGGUUCUUCGUACGAGGUUCCACUUGGCAGCUACGUGAAUGGCAACCUGGCAGCAACAUCGGUACCUACCACUAAACUUCUUCAUACAAUCCGCCCUUCCAUGCUCGUCUUAUAUCCACCUGUUAUUUAG